ACCGCCGCUGCCCACGCGCUCGCGAGCCAGGGAACGCGCCCGACCCGAGCGCGCGGGCGUCCGGGGGGCGGGGCUGGGUCGCUCCGCCGCCUCAGGAAAGUUCUGAGGCCAAGCCAAGCGACUCUCGGCUCCGAAACCAGCUGUUUCACCUCUUUUUUUUUUAACUCCGCCAACGGCCCCCAGCCUACAGGUCCGGGCUGCUCUGCUGGUCAAAGUGCGUGCGGACUAGUUGGCAAAGUUGAGGGCGGCGACGUCUCUGGGAACAGCUGUUUGCAUUCGGGGCGGAGGCGGCGCGCGAGCUCCUCGGCCACGAGCCAGCGAGCCUAGAAGAAGGGUGGAGGUUCUGGAUCUCAGGGAAAAAGAGAGAAGGCGGGAUGACGCGGGGACGUGAGGCUUGAGCUUCCCGUCCCUCAGCUCAGGUCCCGUCGCGCUUUCGCCCCUUCUCGGUGACCUCAACCCGUUUAUAGCAACCCCACCUCUCCGGAGCCUGGAGUACCGCCCCUGGAGGGGGAGGGGAAGGAGAGGAAAUUUCGAACGCGGAUUGAGUCGUCUGGGCACCCGUAGUUGGGAACCGUGGAACACUGGUCCCGGGGAAGAAGGGAGGUGUCCGGGCUCGGAGGCUGCGGUGGGCCUCGCGGUGAGCUGGGCUCCGACUCGCCCCGCGUGGGGAACGCGAGCCUCAGCCAGGCCCGGAGCGACCCGCGGAGCGGCUGGUCCUGUCAUGGCGGACUACUGGAAGUCCCAACCAAAGAAAUUCUGUGAUUACUGCAAGUGCUGGAUAGCGGACAAUAGGCCUAGCAUUGAAUUUCAUGAAAGAGGAAAGAAUCAUAAGGAAAAUGUGGCAAAGAGGAUCAGUGAGAUUAAACAGAAAAGCCUGGAUAAGGCAAAGGAAGAAGAAAAGGUAUCAAAGGAGUUUGCUGCAAUGGAGGCAGCUGCCCUGAAAGCAUACCAAGAGGAUUUGAAAAGGCUUGGCUUAGAGUCAGAAAUGUCAGAUCCAAGCGUGUCACCAGUAACCAGCACUAUCCCACCCACCUCUGCAUCAAAUCAGCAGAAAGAAAAGAAGAAAAAGAAAAAAGACCCUUCAAAGGGCAGAUGGGUAGAAGGCAUAACCUCUGAGGGUUACCAUUACUAUUAUGAUCUUAUCACAGGAGCAUCUCAGUGGGAGAAACCUGAAGGAUUUCAAGGAAACUUAAAAAAGACGGCAGUGAAGACCGUUUGGGUAGAAGGUUUAAGUGAAAAUGGCUAUACCUAUUAUUAUAAUACAGAAACAGGGGAAUCCAGAUGGGAAAAACCUGAUGAUUUCAUUCCACACUCUGGCGAUCUGCUUUCUAGUAAAGUCAAUGAAAAGUCACUUGGCACCCUAGAAGAGUCCAAACCAUCAGAUUCACGUAGUGAUUCUGAUGGGGAACAAGAAGCAGAAAAGGGAGGGAAAAAAGGAGAGGUCUCUACAGAAACACAAAAGCUAAAAAUAAAGUUUAAGGAAAAAAAUAAAAAUAGUGAUAAAGGAACUGAACCAGAAACACAGAAAGAAAAAAAUACCCAAGGGAAGAAUUCAUCAGGUCCAAAUGAAGAAAAACCCAAAGCUCAUAAAAAAUCAAACCCAUAUGGAGAAUGGCAAGAAAUUAAACAAGAGAUUGAGUCCCAUGAGGAGGUAGAUUUGGAACUUCCAAGCACUGAAAAUGAAUAUGUAUCAACUUCAGAGGCUGAUGUUGGUGGGGAACCCAAAGUGGUUUUUAAAGAAAAAACAGUCACUUCUCUUGGAGUCGUGGCAGAUGGAGUGGCCCCAGUCUUCAAAAAGAGAAGAAUUGAAAAUGGAAAAUCUAGAAAUUUAAGGCAACGAGGUGAUGAUCAAUAACUGUAAAAAAAGCUUCUUGUACGGGCUUUUUGGACAGAAUGGAGACUAUACAUCUUAAACGCUCCUCUCUGUUUAUUUUACAGUACUUAAAUGCUAAAAAUUUAGACUUACUCUAAAUGUAAAAUAAAUCUUUUUUCAUGUGAAAUUGAUUUUUGUUCCUAAAAUGGAAGCCUACCACAUCGCAUUGUAAUACAGUGUAUUAUGUUCAGUGUCUAAAAGUUGCUAAUUAUGUCAUAAGAUGCUAUGUAUCUGUUAUUUAAAACAUGGAAAAGAAAGGCCUUUAUUCCAUUCUUACUCAUAUGAACAUACUUGUACUGCACUGAAAAUGCAUUACUUUUGCAUGUGGAUAUUAUCCAAGAAAUAAGAAUUAGACCACAUAAGAGAAGAUUCACAGCCCGUGAUGCGUCAGUCCUGAGGAUCCUGUCAGAAGAACUGAUGUAGAAAGUGUAUGCAUAUGGGCUUACUUUAUUUAAUUUAACGUCAAGGGGCAAGAACCAGGACUGCAGCUCAGGUCGUGCUUAAUAUGGAAUGAAAAUCGAACCAGAGGUAGAAGGGUGUAUCAUCUGCCUGGUUCAGUGCAAAGCAACAACCACUGCUUAAGCAUUUUCACCGUGAGCCAGGCACUGUGCUAGGCACUGGAGAUGUAAAGGUGAGCAAGACAUACCUCUGUUCUUCACGACUUCUCAUUCUGACAGAGUCCUUUUUUCCCGUCAUGUACUCUGUGUAGCAGCCUUAUAUGUACUGGAAAAUAUUUUUUAGGGUUUAUUUGAAACUGUGUAGAUGAAGUCUUGAACAAAAAUAGCAAGGUCUCUGACUUCAGUAAAAGGUUUUGGUGUUCCUUUAGACAAAGUGGAAAUUUCCCAUUUCCUGGUGAAAUUUCUUAAAAAGUGGCACUUUCUUAUUUAAUCCAUUUGAAGUAGGUACCUUCCCUUUAUUAUUCCAAAUUCUUAAAAUUAUAUUUUUUAUAAAUUGUACAGUAGUUAACAUUUGGUAGUAUU
Molecule: messenger RNA, 2853 nt
Organism: Eubalaena glacialis (North Atlantic right whale)
Lineage: Eukaryota; Metazoa; Chordata; Mammalia; Artiodactyla; Balaenidae
Gene: WBP4
Product: WW domain binding protein 4
Exons: 10
Coding region: 722-1855 (377 amino acids)
Biological process (GO): mRNA splicing, via spliceosome
Cellular component (GO): nucleus; precatalytic spliceosome
Molecular function (GO): RNA binding; protein binding; zinc ion binding
Source: RefSeq, a predicted model, not a curated record